AUGCUUAGGGUAGUGCUCAGAUCGGCGGCCAAUGCCAGAAGAUUCUCCGUAUGGCAACCUCUUGCCAAUGCUCAGGUGUUCAAGAUGCCUGCCAUGUCUCCAACCAUGACCGAGGGAGGAAUCGUGGCGUGGAAACUCAAAGCGGGCGACGAGUUUGCCUCCGGUGACGUUUUGCUCGAGGUCGAGACCGAUAAGGCCACCAUUGAUGUGGAGGCCCUGGACGACGGUAUAAUGUGGGAGAUCUUGGAGCAAGACGGUGCCAGUGGAAUUUCUGUGGGCAAGCCCAUUGCUUUGUUGGCCGAGCCUGGCGAUGACUUGAGCUCGUUGAAGAGACCAGACUUGGAGACUGCUGAGGCUCCAAAGGAAGAACCAAAGAAGGAGGAACCAAAAAAGGAGCAGCCAAAGAAGGAAGAACCAAAGAAGGAGCAGCCAAAGAAACUAGACGCUUCUGCCUCUAAAGAUCUCGUCACCAAAGCUAACCCAGACAAGGUGUUGACCCCUGCUGUGCAGUUCUUGUUGCACUCCAAUCACAUCUCCGAUGAGGAUGCCUACGCCAAGAUCCCUGCGUCUGGUCCUCAAGGUAGAAUCUUAAAGGGUGAUGUUCUUGCAUACUUGGGCCGCAUCGAGACGGCGGCCAUCUCCAAGGUUGCAUCUUACAUCAAGAGUAAGGAGCACUUGGACCUUUCCAACAUUAAAAUCGCUCCUCCAAAGGCUGCUGAGCCAGCUAAGACUGAAGCUCCCGCCAAGGAGGUUGCUAAACCAACUCACAUUGUCUCCAUGGAGCUCGUAUUGGACUCCGAGGAAGAAAUUUGCCAACAAAGCUUCAAGCACGCAUUCUCCCUGGCUUUGGAGGAGGCUAAGCGUGACGCAUAUGCUGCCAGAUUCCCCAACUACGCUCUGUCACCCACAUCUAACGGCUUGUUCGCUGAGGAUAUCUUCGACGACUUGCUCGUAUCUCCAGUCACUAAGGACAGACUCCAAGUCCUCAAGGUGGACUUUAAGUUUUCUGGCGCCAACAAGCCUUCUGCCGCCACAGCUGCUGAUAUCUUUGACGAGCUUCUAGGCGCUGCUCCAAAGGCUGUUGUGCCUUCUACUCCUAAGUCAUCGCAGGUGUCUGUUGUUGUUGAUGUGAAGUACGACUCGAAAUUGGCCGACUCAAAGCAAUUUUUGGAGCGGUUCCAGGACGGUUUGCGCGAGGUGUUUCCAUGGAAGCAAGUUGUGAUCCGUGAAUAG
Messenger RNA from Australozyma saopauloensis, 1233 nucleotides. RefSeq names its product Pdx1p (gene PDX1). The transcript has a single exon. The coding region runs from base 1 to 1233 and encodes 410 amino acids. The record is from RefSeq and is a predicted model, not a curated record. Gene Ontology annotation, biological process: pyruvate decarboxylation to acetyl-CoA. NCBI's taxonomy places the organism in Eukaryota, Fungi, Ascomycota, Pichiomycetes, Serinales, Metschnikowiaceae. Gene Ontology annotation, molecular function: dihydrolipoyllysine-residue acetyltransferase activity.